AUGCUUGCUUUAUUAUUGGAUUCAGAUGUUUUGUUGUGGAAAGGAGUAGGAGUGCUGGGCCCGGCGAGCAAAGACCAUAUUGUUCCAUCCUUAGCCAUUAGUUCGAACCCGACAACGCGUGGCAGAUUGGAUGGCUUCCAAGAGAAAAGACAAAAUCCAGAAAUCGUUACAUCAGAGCAAGAAUCAAGAAGCAUUGGCUUGAUCAUGAUCUGGGCAAAUAGGGAUAAAGCUUUGAAUGAUUCUUCUGGUUCUGUGAUGAUAUAUAAAGAUGGGAAUAUUGUCGUUUUGAAUGGGGACAAGGAAAUUCUUUGGUCAUCAAAUGUUAAAAUUACUAAGAUGAACACGACUGCCCAGCUAUUGGAUUCUGGUAAUCUUGUUUUGCGGGAAUCUUUGAGUGGACGUGCAAUAUGGGAAAGUUUUAAGCAACCUUCGGGCUCAUACUUGACAGCAAUGAAAUUUAGUCGCAGUAUUAACGUAGUUGAGAAGGCUACUACUACUUGCGAUAAUGGCACAUGUGGGCAAUUUGGGAACUGUGACUCACAAAAUUCGCCUAUUUGUACCUGUUUGCAAGGGUUUUAUCCGAAGGAUGAGGGGGAGUGGAAAGCAGAGAACUGGACAAGUGGGUGCGUGAGGAGGAGACAAUUGCAGUGUGAAACAAACAAUGGCUCCAAUAGUGGGAACAAAGAAGAUAGGUUUUGGAAGCUAGAAAUGACGAAAGUUCCAGAUUAUGGAGAUCGGCAGCCUGGUCGGGAAUCUGAAUGUGAAGGUCUGUGCUUGAAGAACUGUUCCUGCAUAGCCUAUGCUCAUGACGCUGGUAUUGGCUGUAUGUUCUGGACUGGAAGCUUAGUUAACAUUCAGAAAUUCUCUGGAGGCUCGGAUCUUUUCAUUCGAUUGGCAAACUCGGAAUUUGGUCAUAAGAAAGACUUUAAGUUAAUCAUAAUAGUUAUGGUUAUCAUUGGUUUGAUUACCAUAUCCAUUGUGAUGUAUUUUUCCUGGAAAUUUAUGACUAAGCCAAGAGGCAACACAAUAACAUCCGAACAUGGAGAUGUACGCCCAUCUGAUUCAGUUGAUGUUUCUCGUGAAGAUGAUAUAAGCAACGCUAGCAUCGAAGAGUUACCAUUAUUUAAAUUUGAGAUGCUUGCAAAUGCAACAGACAAUUUCCACGAUGCGAACAAGCUUGGAAAGGGUGGUUUUGGUCCAGUUUACAAGGGACAAUUGGCAAAUGGUAGAGAAAUUGCAAUCAAGAGGCUCUCAAGAGCAUCUACACAAGGGAUGAAAGAAUUUAUGAAUGAAGUGACGUUGAUUUCUAAACUCAAACACCGGAACCUCGUUACACUGCUGGGAUGCAGUGUUGAGAGAGGAGAGAAGAUGCUGGUCUAUGAAUACAUGCCUAAUAAAAGCUUGGAUGCACAUCUCUUUGAUCCAUCGCAGGAGAUCUUAGAUUGGAGACUGCGUUUCAGCAUUAUUGAAGACUUUGGCAUGGCAAGAAUUUUUGGAGUUAACCAAGAUCAUGUCAGCACUGUAAGAGUGGUAGGAACAUAUGGAUACAUGGCCCCUGAAUAUGCAUUGGAAGGAAGAUUUUCAGAAAAAUCUGAUGUUUUCAGCUUUGGAGUUUUGAUGCUAGAGAUUGUUAGUGGAAGAAAGAACACGAGCUUCUAUAAUAACGAGAAAUCUUUGAGCCUUUUGGGAUAUGCAUGGAAACUGUGGAAUGAAGACGAUGCUGUGGCUUUAAUAGAUGCAAGAAUAUUGAGUCCAAGAUACCGUGCAGAGAUAAUCAGAUGCAUACACAUUGGCUUAUUGUGUGUCCAAGAACUUCCAAAAGAUAGGCCAAAUAUGUCAGCCAUUCUAUCAAUGCUUAGCAGUGAAAUUGUCGAGCUUCCUGUGCCUAAGCAAACCGCAUUUGCUGAAAAGUGGAGUCGUUCUCAUACCGGUACGGGAUCUUCUCAGCAGAGCCAAAAGAGUAGUAGUUCCUUGAAUACUGUCACUCUUACAGCUAUUGACGCAAGAUGA
Fraxinus pennsylvanica is the source of this 2010-nucleotide messenger RNA. NCBI's taxonomy places the organism in Eukaryota, Viridiplantae, Streptophyta, Magnoliopsida, Lamiales, Oleaceae. The record is from the annotation of a GenBank genome assembly.